Molecule: messenger RNA, 1020 nt
Organism: Acanthosepion pharaonis
Lineage: Eukaryota; Metazoa; Mollusca; Cephalopoda; Sepiida; Sepiidae
Source: the annotation of a GenBank genome assembly
AUGACAUCAUCAAAGUCAGCCAAUGAGAAAAUCGCGAUUAUUACAAAUAUGGCCGCCACUGAUGUUUCAUUUUUUUUCCCCCUCUUCUCUCUUUUUCCACUUUCAUCAAUUUUUCUGUACUUUUCUUUCUCGCCAUCAUUUAGUUGCUUUCUCUUUUACAUUUCUCGUUCUUUUUGUUUCUUUUUCAUCAUACUUUUGUUUUCUUUUCUUUUUCUUUCAUCUCUAUUGUUCGUCUUUUUUUUUCUAUCACUUUUUUUUUCCAUUUUUUUCUUUUUCGUCUAUUUUCUAAUUCUUUCUCAUCUUUUUUCCUUUUCCAUUUCUAUUUCUUUUUCUAGCACUCCUUUUCUCUUGUUCUAUCUUUCAGUCUUAUCUUUUUUUCUCUCUUUUGUUCCUAUGUUUUGUUUCUCUUUUCCCCCAUCUCUCAUUCUUUUCUACUUCUGCUUCAGGCUUUCUUUUUCAUCUUUUUUCUCUCUAUUUUCCAUUUUUCAACGUAUAUUUCUUUUUCUAUCUCUCUUUCUCGCUUUUACCUUAUCCGUUUUUCAUCUUUUUCUUUUUUUCAUUUCUCUUUCACCACCACUCUUUCUUUUUUUUACUUGUUUUAUUUUUCCAUCUUUUUUCAUCUUUCUUUCUCUCUUUUUCCCAUUUUUUUCCUUUUCCGUCUCACCUUUUCAACAGUCUUUCUUUUUCUAUCGCUUUUUUCCAUCUUUCUUCUUCAUUUUCCUUUCUUUUUUUCCGCCAUUUUUCUUUUCUACGUCUUUUAUUUUCUUUCUCUCUUUUUUCUGUCUUUUCACAUCUCUCUUUUUUCUUUCCAUUUUUCCAUACUUCUUUCUUUUUUCUUCUUUUCACUCGUCUCUUUUUCUCCCUUUCUCUUCUUUAUAUCUUUUCUUCCGUCUCUUUUUCUCUCUUUUAUUUCACUCUUUGUGUUUCUCCACGCCUGUUGAGCACUUUUCUGGAACGGGUGUAAAAUUCCGCAUUGUGAAAAAAAAAAAAUGCCAAAAAUCUCUUGAGAGGCCGAGAUGA